Messenger RNA from Prinia subflava (tawny-flanked prinia), 1362 nucleotides. It is a transcript of the gene POLR2J, whose product is annotated as RNA polymerase II subunit J. Gene Ontology annotation, biological process: transcription by RNA polymerase II. Bases 387 to 749 code for a protein of 120 amino acids. The record is from RefSeq and is a predicted model, not a curated record. Gene Ontology annotation, cellular component: RNA polymerase II, core complex. The transcript has 3 exons. Gene Ontology annotation, molecular function: DNA binding; protein dimerization activity. Lineage: Eukaryota; Metazoa; Chordata; Aves; Passeriformes; Cisticolidae.
CUUGGUGGCACUGGUGCCAUCACUGGUGGGUUCCCUUGGUGGCCUGUUGUUGGCAGUGGUGGCAUCCCAUGGCCAUGCUGGUGGCACCCCCGAUGCCAUCACCAAUGCCCCUGCUGGUGCCAGCUGGUCACCGCGGCGGUGUCUCCAGUGGGGCCAGCGCUGAUGGUGUCACUGGUGUGUGUGUUGUCCUCCUGCCACCGCCGGUGGCCGCUCGGAUGCCCUGGUGCGGAGGCCACCCCUGUCGCCGCUGCUGUCCCCAGGCCGCGCUGGGGCCCUGCCUGCAGCGGGUCCUCCCGCCCGCCAGGGGGCGCUGUGGGGCCGCUGCGGGCACCGAGCGGGCGGAAGUGACGUAGCGGAAGCGAAGCGGCCGCCAUAGCAACGGCGGGAUGAAUGCGCCUCCGGCCUUCGAGUCCUUCCUGCUCUUCGAGGGCGAGAAAAAGAUCACCAUCAACAAGGACACCAAGGUGCCCAACGCCUGCUUGUUCACCAUCAACAAGGAGGACCACACGCUGGGGAACAUCAUCAAGUCGCAGUUGCUCAAAGACCCGCAGGUGCUGUUUGCAGGGUACAAGGUCCCACAUCCUCUGGAACAUAAAAUCAUCAUCCGUGUCCAGACCACCCCCGAUUACAGCCCCCAGGAAGCGUUCACCAAUGCCAUCACCGACCUGAUCAGUGAACUCUCCCUGCUGGAAGAGAGGUUCAGGGUAAGGCCACUUUUUUCCCUUAAAACUAUUUGGGCUUGUAAUUAAUCAAAGGGAUGGGGUCGUGUGUCUUAAAGCUGCUGGGUUUUAGGUUUAUGAAUUAAUUCAAGCCACCCUCCUUGUGUGGUUCAGCUGCUGGCAAAGCAUGGCAGAGCCUGGCUGCUCUGAAGUGAUUUAUUUUAUUUUAAUUUUAAUUUUAUUUUAUUUUAAUUUUAUUUUAUUUUUAUUUUAUUUAAUUUUAAUUUUAUUUAAUUUAAUUUUAUUUUAAUUUAAUUUAAUUUAAUUUUCACUUCUUCUGACAAAACUCUUGUGUUUUCACUUCUCAUCGCUUCUGCUCACUUUAUUUAUUGAUUUUGCCCCUGAAUUUUGAGAUCUAAUUUACCCAAAAUAUUACUCAGACAAAUUCAGGGAGCCUGUGACUGAGGUAGUUCCUGGGAAAAGGUACCAGGGCACCAAAUUGUAAAUAAGUUUUCAUUUUAAUUUCUGUAUUAUUUUUCUGGGUGCUGUAGAGAUUUCCACUGUGGCUUGUUGUGAUUCACAGGAGAGUCAGGAAUGAUUAAACAUCCACCUCCAGCUCAGUAACAACUCUCAGCAUGUGUAUUUUUCCUUUUCUUUGCAGGUUGCUAUUAAGGACAAACAAGAAGGAAUCGAGUGAAACACC